Molecule: messenger RNA, 1321 nt
Organism: Phialemonium atrogriseum
Lineage: Eukaryota; Fungi; Ascomycota; Sordariomycetes; Cephalothecales; Cephalothecaceae
Product: PIG-P-domain-containing protein
Exons: 1
Coding region: 140-1057 (305 amino acids)
Biological process (GO): GPI anchor biosynthetic process
Cellular component (GO): endoplasmic reticulum
Source: RefSeq, a predicted model, not a curated record
AACGCACAAUACCUAGGUACCUACACUCCCACUGUAGGUAUCUUUUGGAGUGCAGCUUUAGCGUAGGUGGGGGCAGCCAACAGGCUCACUAAUUUGCAAUUCUGCGACGCCACGCUGCGAUCAACCUCAGAAAACACCAAUGCUUCCCACCAACUUGUCGGCGACUUCGGAAGAAGAGGAGGAGGAGGUGGUGGUGGUAGCGGUGAUGGAGGAAGCAGAGGGAGAAGAAGACGAUCAUGACGACGACGAUGACGACGAAGACGAAGACGAUUCGCAACCAGCGCUCCUCUCCGACGCCCAAUCCAAGGCCUCGGACGUGUCCACCUCAGAAGACGAAGACGAUGACGGUGCUCUCCCGCCGCCGCCGCUGACGCACACCUUCGCGCCGCCCUUCUACGGCCGGCCGCCGACGCCUCUCCCGCCGUCGCCGUCUCUGACGUCCCUGCUGCGGCCGUCGCGGCCCACGACGCCAGACGCGUCGGACGACGACCUCGAGCCGGUGCCGCGGGCGGCGCCAAAGGUGCCGACGUACGAGUACUACGGCUUCGUGCUGUACCUGUUCAGCUCGCUGUGCUUCCUCAUCUACCUGCUGUGGAGCUACCUGCCGAGCCCGUUCCUGCACGCCCUCGGCAUCUACUACUACCCGAACCGCUGGUGGUCGCUGGCCAUCCCGAGCUUCCUCGUCAUGGCCAUCGUGUACAUCUACGUCGCGCUCGCGGCGUACAAUACCGAGAUCAUGACCCUGCCCAUGGGGAGCGUCGAGACCAUCGUCGACGAUGCCGCGCAGGUCGCCGCCGUGGACGCGAGGGGGAGGAUCAGGACCGAGGGCAGGAGGGCGGAGGAGAGGAGGAGGAGGGGCGAGAGGGGCGGGAGGGGCGCCGGGCCGGGGGGUAGGGAGGUCGCGGGCCUGGUCACGCCGGCGGGAGGCCUGAAUUGGAGGGAUGUCUGGAGCAGGGGCACCGAUGCCGUCAUGGAUGUGCCGCUGGCUGGGGUGUGCGAGGUGCUGUAUGGGGAUGGUAGGGAGAUGCGGGAGGACGGCGACGGGGAUCUGUCGUGAUUGGUAUGCGGAUGGGAUAUUCGACUUGUUUGGUCGUGAGCGGCGUUCUUCUGAGGUGGCAUAUACAUACAUACACCCAGAGGAGAAAUCCGCUGUCGUGGACUGGAGGCAAGGUCGAUGAUAUAUAUUCCGCCCUUACGGUCUGAUUAUUUGUCUACUCAAUAUACCUUAAUGUGUACUACCUUCUCAGAUAUACCGUGUCUGUAAACUGUCUGCGGGCACCAAUACUUUGUCUUGAUGGCUUGCCUGAUACUUAGAUUCCCA